Molecule: messenger RNA, 1030 nt
Organism: Epinephelus moara (kelp grouper)
Lineage: Eukaryota; Metazoa; Chordata; Actinopteri; Perciformes; Serranidae
Gene: ufc1
Product: ubiquitin-fold modifier conjugating enzyme 1
Exons: 1
Coding region: 415-930 (171 amino acids)
Biological process (GO): protein K69-linked ufmylation
Cellular component (GO): cytoplasm
Molecular function (GO): UFM1 conjugating enzyme activity
Source: RefSeq, a predicted model, not a curated record
AGGACAUUAGAAAUAAGAACGCCGCAAAAACAUACUCUAUUAUGGAGAAAUUUUGUGGAAGUGAUCUGUAAAGGCCUCUGGCUGUCUUUAGUUUUGCUGUUGUUGUUUUUUACCCUUGCUUUGUGUGUAUCUCUGCACCCCAUGUAUGCUUGUAAGUAUCUAUGAGUAUAUCUCUGUAUGUAAGGUUUUGUGUGUCGCACAAAAAAAAAAAAAAAGUCUCCGCCCCCUGCAGCAGCCGCCUGGGCUCGUGCACUGUCAGUUCGUCUCAGCGUGUUCACAUGAGGAGGGUUUUGUUCUGAAAAUCCCGUACAGGAAGCAGUUCCGCUACGUGACAGACCGGAAGUCCACGUCAGUGCUCAGACCAGCUCAGACAGUGAACCGGGACCGGAGCCGCUUCUUUCUGGAGUCGACCAAAUGGCGGACGAGGCCACGCGCAGAGCCGUGUCACAGAUCCCGCUGCUGAAGACGCACGCGGGGCCGCGGGACCGCGCGCUGUGGCCGCAGCGGCUGAAGGAGGAGUACCAGGCUCUGAUCCAGUUCGUGGAGCAGAACAAGGCGGCGGACAACGACUGGUUCCGCCUCGAGAGCAACGCAGACGGCACGCGCUGGACCGGUACGUGCUGGUUCAUCCACGAGCUACUGCGCUACGAGUUCCGGCUGGAGUUCGACAUUCCGGUGACGUAUCCGGACACCGCGCCCGAGGUGGCGGUACCGGAGCUGGACGGCAAGACCGCCAAGAUGUACCGCGGCGGGAAGAUCUGCUUGACCGAACACUUCGCGCCGCUGUGGGCGCGCAACGCGCCGCGCUUCGGCCUGGCGCACCUGAUGGCGCUGGGACUCGGACCUUGGCUGGCCGUGGAGAUACCGGACCUGAUCAGCAAGGGACACGUGGUCCACAAGGAGGGGCAGCGCGAGGCGGCUGCGGAGUGACGUCUUCGGACGAACCCGGACAUUGACUGAAAACUGUUUGAUACAGGGUGACGUCACGUUACGUAAAAUGAUAAAUAAAUGAAUGAGGUUUGGUUGAGAG